Xenopus laevis (African clawed frog) is the source of this 3410-nucleotide messenger RNA. It is a transcript of the gene hrh4.a1.L, whose product is annotated as histamine receptor H4 gene a1 L homeolog. The record is from RefSeq and is a predicted model, not a curated record. Lineage: Eukaryota; Metazoa; Chordata; Amphibia; Anura; Pipidae. The transcript has 3 exons. Bases 1343 to 2575 code for a protein of 410 amino acids.
CUUCUGAAUAGUUGCUCUUCAGUCCUUCUGUUCCCAUUCAAGCCAUGUUUCAUCUAUUGAUGCAGGGGAACCUUGAAGCUAUCACCCCCUCCUGACCAGACUGCAGCUCCAGGGUUCUCAUUGCACCCAGUAUCUCCAGGGUUCUCUUUGCACCUUAAGAUCAUGCACAGAUGUCAGUAAGCACAAUUGCGUCUGAUUUGCUGCAGUAUAUGCGUGCGGUUGCAAUAACUUUGGUGAAUCGGUCGCAAUUGCUUACAUAAAAUCUCAUUCACGUUCUAUUCAUUCCUAUAGGAUUUUUAGAAUUGUAUUUAUCAAUGCGUGAAAGUUAGAACUUACCAUCCAUGGUGCAGUUAGGCUGUGUAUGUGCACUUUAUACAAUAUAUACAUUGAGAGAGAGACUUAAAAGGUUGAAUUUAAUAGACGUGUGUCUUUUUCUACCUAACUUAACUAUGUUACAAUGUAAAUACUGUUCAAAAUAUCCCAUAGGAAUGAAUAGAAUGUGGGUGACUUUUUAUUAAUUAAGCUUUAAACUCACAUUUUGACAAUUCUUACAGUAAGUCAAAGAAUGAACAUAAGGUCAAGUCAUAGUAGAGCAGAUCCACGUGCAUAAUAGGCUAGUUAUAUUCUCUAUCACAAUUAGGACUAGCUAUGAGGUUUUUUUCAAGCAGCCUUUACUGCUGUUUUGUUUCUCAUGGCCAUGCAAGGAGAAAUAAGAAAGUAUCAACAGUGCACCCAGCUAACAGUUAAAUGCUACAAUUAAUAACAAUUAUGUAUAAUUUUACAAAGGAAAUUCUGUAAUUGCUUCUCUAAAUUCACAAGGCAAUUAAAAUAUUAGCAAUGUAGCAAAGUUCACUGGGAAAUAAGACCUGUCAAUUUGAUAUCCGUUCCCAAAAUAGAAUGUAAUAUAUUUUGGGAGAUUGCAGUGGGAUUUCUUACUGUGCCGGCAGUGUUUUAUAUUUUUAUACAUACACUAAAACAAUUGAAAAACAGAAACUUUACAUUAAUGGUGAGAAAACAUUUUAACUGGUUGUGGUCCAAGUUUUUAUGUUUUAAAGUUGAAAGUGGCUUUCCAUUUUAAAAGGGUUGUACACAUUAUAAUAAGCAUAAUAAUAAAGUGGUAGAAUUGACUCCACCUCCAGUACUGUUUUACCUAUAAAUUGAUUUAGCUGAGCAAUUUAACACACUAGCAUAUCUGUUACAAUCCCAGGUGGCAAUUUACUUACUGCUUCUUUGGCUUUUUUUAAGGGCCACGGAAACUCAGCAAGCCUCUGAACUGUGGGCUACUUCUUAAACUAUUUUUCUAAAUGCUUCUCGAUUGUUCGGUAUUGUGGCUUCAAAUUCCAUGUGCAGAAAAAUGUUUCCAUAUACGGUUCAGGUUAAUAUGAAGCUGGUACUUUCCCUUUCAGGAAAUGCCACAAAUACUAGCCAGGCAAACACAUCUCUUGUAGAUGCAAUAGACACGCAGAAUCCACAAAUUGCAAUGAUAGUUUUAGUGACAGUUGUUGCAUUUUUUAUUUUUGUCACGGUUCUGGGGAACACACUUGUUAUUUUAGCUUUCAUUGAGGACAAAAGACUUAGAAGCCGGAGUAAUUUCUUUCUUCUUAAUCUGGCAAUCUGUGACUUUUUUAUUGGUGCAUUUUGUAUUCCUUUGUAUGUUCCGUAUAUGUUCACUGAGAAGUGGUUACUUGGGAAAUUUCUUUGCAAACUCUGGUUAAUUGUCGAUAAUCUCAUGUGCACUGCUUCAGCAUUCAAUGUAGUCCUGAUCAGUUAUGACCGAUUUCUCUCUGUCACUAUGGCUGUUGUGUACCGAUCAAUUGACAGGAAGCAUGGGCAAACUGUACUGAAUAUGGCUUUAGUGUGGAUUCUGGCUUCCCUCUUGUACAGCCCAGCUAUAAUUUCCUGGGAAUACUUUGAUGGUGAUAAAUCGAUUUCCGAAGACCUCUGUCUUCCUGGAUACUUUUAUGCUUGGUACUUUCUUCUGGGAGCUUCAAUAUUCGAUUUUCUUCUGCCUUUACUAAGCAUUUCCUUUUUCAACUUAAGCCUCUACUGGAACAUUAGAUCACGAAGCAGAAAAAAGCAACACAUUGUAACAUCUUCCAUUGACUCAAACUUAGGUGUGAGUCCAUCUAGGCCAUACAUCAUAUCAGACAGGGACUUUCAUGAUGGCGUAAAGGACUUAAAAACACCCCAGUAUAAAAAGAACAAGCGAUCUAUACCUUUAUGUUUAAAGAGGUGUUUUUUUAGGAAAGGUUUGCCAUUGCAUAGGGAUCAGCAGACAGCCACUAAUAAUGUCCAUGUUAUUAAACUCUCCAGAGACAAGAAAAUUGCCAAAUCUCUCUCAAUUCUUGUUUGCGUUUUUGGCAUUUGUUGGGCUCCUUACUCACUUCUCAUGACAAUCCGUGCGGCCUGCCAUGAUAAUUGUAUUGCUUCCUAUUGGUAUGAUGUCACAUUUUGGCUGCUCUGGGUUAAUUCCUCCAUAAAUCCAUUUCUCUAUCCGUUGUGCCAUGAAAGCUUUAGGAAAGCAUUUGCCAAAGUAAUGUAUAAGUACAUAAAGAAGAACUCCUUGAAGCCAUGAAAACAUACACAGACGCUGAACCUUUAGGACUGACAUAAGUUGUAAAUAGAAAUACUGUAAAUAGCAAAUACAUCAUGAAGAAAUCACAGGAGAAAUUCAUUUGUGGGAUAUGACCUUUUAGUAGUAUGCCUGUGUAAAAGCCAAGAUUUAAACAUAUCAAGUUCUUUAUUGAAUUAAGGUUUUGCACUGUCCUGAAACCCAUAGCAAUGGUUCUAUAUAUUAUUUAAAGGGGCAGAAUUUACUAUUGCUUGUAUUUUUUACGACCAGUGGCCACAAUUUUCACUUGUAAACAAACAAAGAGGGGCACAUAUUUUUCUAAUCAUUUAGAUUAGAAAGACCCUGUUAAAGCUACUUUGUAAUAGAAUGUUGUCUAUAAAACAUGAUUGUGUUCAGGGCGCCCCUAGGCCGGCAGGUCCUAGUGCCUGCCUCUUUUACGCGGCCCCAAUACCAGUGCGAGCGUGAGUGAGCGCAUGCGGCUGCUCGCUGGGGAACUGCGGCUCCCCAGUGCUUAGCGAGAAUGCAGCUGGGCGGCAAGCCGCCCCUAAAAAUCCGCCACAAAUCCGGGCCUGAUUGUGUUUAAUUUAAGUCCUGCUAAUUCUUUUUCAGGCAUAUUUUGGAUUGAUCUAGAGCAGGGUUCCCCAAACUUUCUUUUAUUUUUUACCCAUGAGCAACAUUCAGAUGUAAAAGGAAUUGGGGAGCAAUGCAAGCAUUAAACUUGUUCCUGGGGGUGUCAACUAAGAACUGUGGUUGGCCUUUUGGUAGUCCCUAUGUGGGCUGUCAACAGGGAGCUCUGUUUCGCAGCACACAUGGGGGUAUAUUUAUCAAAGAGUGAAGU